CAGUCUUAAAACUCUGUUGGGAGGUAAUAUAGUAAGAAAACUCAGACAUUUAUUUAAAAUGAAAAGUGCUAAUUUAAGUACUUUAGGAAAGCAGGUGUUUAGAUGUGGUUUGAAGACUGCCAGUGACUCAGUUGUUUGGACAUCCAGGGGAAGUUCAUUCCACCACCUAGGUUCCAGAACAGAGAAGAGUCUUGAUGCAUGCCUUCCGUGUACGCUGAGAGAUGGUGGAACCAGUCGAGCGAUGCUAGAGGAUUGGACGGAGUGUGGUGCAGUGCGGGGUGUGAUAAGUGAUUUGAGGUUUUGCAUUGUGAAUUGAUUCCAUCAGGGAAAAAACCCAAAUGAAGCAAAAUACCUCCUAUAGCUGUGUGAUAGAGGAGGCUGAUUUGGCUAACAUGGCUAAUGUCAACGUGUUCGAAUGGGUUGUUCAAGGUGAUCUUUCAGCUCUGGAUUACCUGAGCAGGAUGUGUCCGGCUCACCUGAGCUCUAGGGAUGAAAACGGAGCCGGACCAAUCCACUACGCUGCCGCUAGUGGACAUUUGGAUGUUAUUCAGCUCAUCGUGUCCAUUACAGGACCUGAGGAGUUGGAUGUUCAGGAUGCGGAAGGCCAAACUCCUCUGCAUUUUGCUGUGGAGAAAAACCAGGAGUCAAGCUGCUCACUGUUGCUAGAUUUGGGUGCCAAUCCAAACAUUGUAAACACAGCCAUGAUGGCACCGAUUCACUUGGCCAUCAGCAAAGGACACAAUCAAAUGGUAGAGGUUCUCCUGUCCUGCAGUCGCACAGAUGUGAAUCUGGAGGGAGAUUUGGGAAACACACCUUUGAUGUUUGCAUGCUCCUACAAUAACUGUGAAGCUCUUCACACACUAUUUAAAUAUGGAGCAAAGCUGUGUCGUCAGAACAAGCUGGGACAUUAUGCGAUACACACCGUAGCUUUUUCUGGAGCCAAAGAAGCGAUGGAGGUGAUACUGCAAAAAGGAGAAGAGUUGGGUAAAUGCACCCUUAUACACAUUAAUUAUUUGGAUAAAUCCAAGAGCAGCCCACUUCAUUUAGCUGUACGAGGCGGAAAUACAGAAGUGAUCAAACUCUGCAUUGCUAAAGGCGCGAAAGUGGACCAGCAACAGUGCGACAAGUCCACGGCGCUGCACUUCGCCUGCACACAGGGAGCGACAGAAGCCGUACAAGCGAUGCUGCUUCCUUACGAGAGAACAAUCGAUGAAAUCAUUAACAUUAGAGACGCAGCCAAUCAGACGCCGUUACACAGAGCCACGUUAUUUGAUCAUGUGGAACUGGCUAAAUAUCUCGUCUCAAAGGGAGCGGACAUCGACUGUGUCGACUGUAAAGGUUUUACCCCUUUACUCCUGGCUACGUCAAGCAGCGCAUGGAAAACGGUUUCAUUCCUGCUGUCUAAAGGUGCAGAUUUUAGAAUAAAAGACAAAACUGGACGGAACUUCCUCCAUCUCGUCAUCUUCCAACCGAAAGGACUGAAAAAUCUUCCUGAAGACAUCCUACAGAAUAAAGACGUGUGGGAGCUGAUGAGCGAUGAGGACUUUGCAGGCUGUACUCCUCUACACUACGCCUGCAAACUCGGCAUCCACGACUCUGUUAAAAACAUGCUGGGGUUUGAAAUCUCCUUGGGCCGCAAGUCAAAGGAGAAAAAAUCAGCACUACAUUUUGCUGCAGAAUACGGGCGAAUAAACACGUGUCUCAGGCUUCUGGAGACGAUCAGAGAUUCACGUCUGCUAAACGAGGGAGAUGAGAACGGACUGACGCCGCUCCACCUGGCCUCUAGGGGGGGCCACGUUAAGGUGGUGGAUCUGCUGCUCAGGAGAGGAGCACUGUUCCAGAGCGAUUAUAAAGGCUGGUCGUGUUUACAUCAUGCCUCGGCUGAAGGAUACACACAAACCAUGACUAUCCUGCUGAGAGCAAACAUCAAACUGCUGGACAACACAGAUGAAGAUGGCAACACGGCUCUGCACCUAGCCGCACGUGAAGGUCACGUCGCAGCUGUAAAGCUCUUACUGAACCAAGGGGCUGAAAUCGUGCUCAAUAAUAAUCACGCCUCAUUCUUCCAUGAAGCUGUGCGCAAUGGGAAGAAAGAUGUCGCUAACGCCGCUAUCGAGAAUGAGAGGUCAGCAGAGACUCUCCGUCAGUUUAAAAUGGGCUACACUCGCUGCCCUGUGCUGGAUUUAAUCGAGUUUCUACCUGAAUCAACAAAGCAUCUUCUGGAUCAGUGUAUGACUGAAUCAGAGCAUGACCCAAACAGCCCUGACUACCAUAUCACAUACAAUUUCCAGUAUCUUCAGGCUCCAGUAAAAGUGCAGAAAUCCUCUCGAACGGACAAAUCGCUAUAUAUUCAGCCCCUGGCAGCUCUGAAUGCGAUGGUUCAGUAUAACCGGCUUGAGCUGCUCACACACCCUGUGUGUCAGAAAUACUUAGAGAUGAAAUGGAAAGCCUAUGGAAGUAAAGCUCAUUUACUCAAUCUGGCUGUGUAUCUGUUGGGCCUUUUGCCCCUCACGUAUCUUGUCAUCAACUUGAAUCCUACACAAAUCAGCACACCAAAUGGCACGACCUUCAACAUGGAGCCCAUAUCUUUCCACGAACAAAACUUUUUAAUUUCAGUGUCCAUGAUGAUGGUCCUCAUCAUGAACAUUUAUGGCAUUUGUAAAGAGGUGAUACAAAUAGCACAACAGCGAAUGAGUUACAUUUUGGACAUCUCAAACGGAUUGGAUUGGACAACAGUCAUUUCCUCGCUUGCUUUCGUUACUCCAAUGUUCUUCGGCGUGGAAGGGAAUCUGCAUUGGCAGGCUGGAGCUUUGGCAAUUUUAUUUGCCUGGAUAAACUUUCUUCUUUAUUUCCAGAGGUUUGAGCGCUUUGGUAUUUAUGUUGUAAUGUUUGGAGAAAUCGUAAAGACACUCGUAAGUGUCCUUGUCCUUUUAAUCUUCCUGUUGAUGGCAUUUGGAUUGUCCUUCCAUGCGCUGAUGCUUCAUCGAGGCGAGUUCAACUCAAUUGGUCUAUCAUUGGCACAGACAUUUGUAAUGAUGGUUGGAGAGCUGAAUUAUGAGACCUCGUUUCUGGAAGCAUACAAUCAGGGAUUUCUGGCUUUUCCUGUAAUCACCUACUAUGUGUUUGUGCUCUUCGUCCUCAUCAUGCCAAUCCUUCUCAUGAACCUGAUGAUUGGUUUGGCAGUCGGGGACAUCGCCGAGGUUCAAAGGAACGCAGCACUGAAGAGGAUCGCCAUGCAGGUGUUGCAAAAAUUAAUUGAACAGAUUGAUGAAUUAAAACCAUUUGCAACCAUAUAUGGUUAUAUGCUAGGACUUUUCAGUUCAGUAAAUGUGUCAUUCAUUCUUACACAGAUUAAUCUUCAUACUACUCUGGAAGAGAAACUGCCAUAUUGGUUUAUGAAGAGAGUGGACAAAAGUAGUAUCACUAUCCACCCAAAUAGGAAGUGUGCCAAAUUUCAGGGAAUGAUGGAGCAGAUCUUUGGGAACGUUAGUCCAGAAGGUGAACUGCGCACUCGUUUAAACACUCAGGUGACACACUCAAGUCCACUGGAGACAGAAGUGAUGAAGCAGAAACACAGGCUGAAGCAGAUUUAUUCAGCACUGGAGAAACAAGACAUGUUGUUGAAACUCAUCAUACAGAAGAUGGAAAUCACGACAGAGGCAGACGAGAGUGAUGGACCUGACGAUUUCCGGUCCAUCACCACCGCAAAAUUACAUAAAUCCCACUGGGCUCCUCUGAUGCGAGCUCUUGGGGUCAGGAAGUCACACUCGACAUGCUGAUGGUGGUGUAGAGCUUGAAAUGUCAGAUGUGUCUUAUAGUAAACAUUUACUCGUAGCACGUUACAUUAAGGGCUAUUCAUAAAAAAUGUUAGCGAUUAACCAUAAAAUAUACUAUUUAGUAGGUCUUAGUGUCAAGUAAUAUAUUGAGCAUUUAGCAUUCUUCCAGUGCGUAAAUGAGCUUCAAAUUUGCAUGUCUUUCGAAUUUGUACGUAUAAACAUGAACGGAAAAGUAUGUAUUCUUAAGCGUAAACAAAGAUACGUUGAGAAUUUGAAACUGAUAGAGAAAACGUAUUUAAACCCCACAAAUUAAUACUAACAAACAUUAACUCUUUGUUACAACGCCAUUGUUGAGAAUUACAGCUUCGAGAUAUCUACAUUAAGAAAUAAUAAGAGUCAUUUCAGAUAGGGUUGUUGCUUGCAUGUGUCAGAUUUGCAAAUUGGAACGUAACAUGAUCACACGUUAGACAUAUUUCACACAAACUUUCAUGAUUCGACUAGUCAGUCAACAUCACCGUCCGGGCACGUCAAAAACCAAAUCAAGUUCAAAUCCAAAUUCAAUGAAAUAUUUAGCAGUUUAAGCACAAACCAUGACUUUUAGCAUUUGUGUCUAUUAAAGUGGGGUCUAUAAGCCCCUAAUAUCCCUCAUGUUUGAAAAUUGUGCACGUUUUCACGUUUUGACAAAGAAAAUAAAUGCCAUUCUGUAGUAAGUUCUUAGCAUUUAGAUAGGUAGAAAAAAGUUUAUGUCUGCUAAAUUCCAUGUGGCUGGGAAUAAUAUUUCUGAAGAUAUUAAACAUUGCUUCCCGUUUGAGACUUUUAUUAAUUAGACGAUAAUAUAUUUUUCAGGGGAGUAAAAAAAAAAAAAAAAAAAAAAAAGUGAUGUUAGAAUUCAGCCCAAAUACUUUACAACAUUUUUAAAAAAAUAGAAUUACUAGGUCACAAGCAACAAAUAAAAAAGAAUGAGUUAAAACUGAGACUCGCAGCAAUUAAGGCCCUUAUUUUCAUCACGUUUGAAGGCAUCUUUGCUAUACAUCAUCUUUAUAUGACUUUUGCACAGUACUGUAUAUAUUUGAACAUAUAUCAUUUGUUUAUAUUCUUGAUUAUGGUUUUGAAUACAU
Molecule: messenger RNA, 4894 nt
Organism: Ictalurus furcatus (blue catfish)
Lineage: Eukaryota; Metazoa; Chordata; Actinopteri; Siluriformes; Ictaluridae
Gene: trpa1b
Product: transient receptor potential cation channel, subfamily A, member 1b
Exons: 27
Coding region: 339-3779 (1146 amino acids)
Biological process (GO): monoatomic ion transport; transmembrane transport
Cellular component (GO): membrane
Molecular function (GO): protein binding; monoatomic ion channel activity
Source: RefSeq, a predicted model, not a curated record